ACAUAAUUACGUACAUCCGGAUGUCAAAUUAUUACACAGCUUGUUUCCUCGAUCACUGCUUUCAACAAGUAGCGAGACGCUCACCAGCUCUCUCUCCAGAAUCUAUCUCGUUACCACCUACUUCUGCUUUAGUUCUAUCUGCGCACAUCCAUCUGGUCUUCGAAAUUGCCUUCAUAAAUUGAUAACUGCUCAAUAUCACACUUGCUAGUGUUGUUAUUGUUGUCGUGUGCUGCCUGAAACAUUUGCAAUAUCUAAACAAUGGCUUCUUGGAUUGAUGUAUUCUCCUUUCUAAUCAUAACGUCCCUUUUUGUGGGGACCAUCCUCGGCAUCGUCUUCCUCGCGAAACGCUUCUCAGCGGCCGCUCAGAAUACAAAGGAAUCUCUUCGGAACAAAGGCAUUUCUAUCUCGGAUAAGGGUGUGUCAAUCAAGAUGUCGAAGAGGUUUGACAGGGAAGAUUAUAUGGAUGCGACACAACGCGGUAUGAUCAAGGUUUUAGACGCAUCCAACCUCCACCCCAGCAGCGUGGAUGACCCUCACCAUAUCAAAUCUAAAUCGAGCAGCGACCUGUCAUCGGCAGAUCAUGAUGGUGCCGCUCACAGCGCAAAGAUAUUUGGGAUACGGCGGGCGCACAGCGGGGCGAGUAAAUGAGAACUUGUAAGAGCAGACUUCUGGAUUCAUCC
This is a messenger RNA of Suillus subaureus, 680 nucleotides long. RefSeq lists its product as uncharacterized. The record is from RefSeq and is a predicted model, not a curated record. Lineage: Eukaryota; Fungi; Basidiomycota; Agaricomycetes; Boletales; Suillaceae. The transcript is spliced from 5 exons. The coding region runs from base 259 to 648 and encodes 129 amino acids.